GGAGAAAUGCCAGAAAGAAAUGACUCCACAGUGACUGAGUUCAUCCUCUCUUGGUUAACAGACCAACCAGAGCUGAAACUUCCUCUAUUCCCCCUCUUCCUUGGAAUCUACCUGCUCACAGUGCUGGGGAACCUGGGAAUGAUCAUCCUGAUCCUGCUCAGCUCCCACUUGCACACACCCAUGUACUUCUUCCUCAGCAGUCUUUCCUUCAUUGACCUCUGUUACUCCACUGUCAUCACCCCCAAAAUGCUGGUGAACUUUGUGACAAUGAAGAAUGUCAUCUCCUACCCGGAAUGUAUGACUCAGCUCUAUUUCUUCCUUGCUUUUGUUAUAUCUGAGUGUCACAUGCUGGCUGCCAUGGCAUAUGACCGUUAUGUUGCCAUUUGCAAUCCUUUGCUCUACAAUGUCACUAUGUCUUACCAAGUCUGUUCCUGGAUGAUAGGUUGGGUUUAUGGCGUGGGCAUUGUCGGUGCCUCUAUCCAUACAUUCUGCAUGCUAAGAGUGGAUUUCUGUAAGGCUAAUACAAUAAACCAUUACUUUUGUGAUCUUUUUCCAUUGAUGGAGCUUGCCUGCUCCAAUACUUUCAUCAAUGAGGUUUUCCUCCUGUAUCUCAGUGCUUUUAACAUUCUUGUUCCCACCCUGGCCAUCCUGGGUUCUUACAUCUUCAUCAUUGCUAGCAUCCUCCGUAUCAAAUCCACUGAGGGCAGAUUCAAAGCCUUCAGCACCUGCAGCUCCCACUUCUCUGCUGUUGCUGUCUUCUUUGGUUCCUUGGCAUUCGUGUACCUACAGCCCUUCUCAGUCAGAUCCAAAGACAAAGGCAAAGUGUCCUCUGUGUUUUAUACGACUGUUGUGCCCAUGCUGAAUCCUAUGAUCUACAGCCUGAGGAAUAGGGAUGUAAAACUUGCUCUAAAUAAGUUAUUUCAUAAAAUGAAGUUCCAUGUGUAA
Molecule: messenger RNA, 945 nt
Organism: Myodes glareolus (Bank vole)
Lineage: Eukaryota; Metazoa; Chordata; Mammalia; Rodentia; Cricetidae
Product: olfactory receptor 8G50-like
Biological process (GO): G protein-coupled receptor signaling pathway
Cellular component (GO): membrane
Molecular function (GO): G protein-coupled receptor activity; olfactory receptor activity
Source: RefSeq, a predicted model, not a curated record